Molecule: messenger RNA, 870 nt
Organism: Mycosarcoma maydis (corn smut)
Lineage: Eukaryota; Fungi; Basidiomycota; Ustilaginomycetes; Ustilaginales
Exons: 1
Coding region: 1-870 (289 amino acids)
Source: RefSeq, a predicted model, not a curated record
AUGAAACUUGGAACGCUCUCGGCGGUGGUAGCUUUGUCUGUGGCUGCAUCCACGACGAUCGCGCAUGUGCAGACCGGCGGCGGUACCACAUACGAUGUACUGCAUCGGAUCACCACUGUGGGCGAUACGUCUUCGACGUCGUCGAGCUCGACGACUGCAUGGACACGCCGUGCGACUCUCUCGGUAUCCUCGACCAACCAUACAUUGACGAAUGUGCUUUCAAACGACGAGGUGAAAAUGCUUUACUCUCAAGCAUGGGACUCGGCGUCGUUGGAUCUUCUCUACCAGAUUGGCCUGCGACCGCACGGUGACGACCAAACCGCGCUGUAUACCUCUGUUCGACUGUGUCAUUUGCGCCAGAGUCAUCGCGAACUGCGCAGCAUCGACGACGAAUUGCUGCUCAGUUCUCGUGGUGCGGAUGUAGUCGGGUUGGGAUACCGGGUCAAAGACAUCACGCUGGGCUCCGACCAUUGUCCUAUCCUGAGCAACGUCAAGCUGGAUAAAGUGAAGGAGGAAAGACGCAAACAGCGCCAACGACAGCUUUCUCGACGACGAAAAUCCGCGUCUUCUCCAUCGGCAGCUUCUGCUACGAUCGAGCAAGAGUUCAAGUUGAACACAGUCGUUCGAAGCGUGACACGGCAAACACCGCGAAAGCUCAUGCUGAAACAAGCCGCACCAACCAACGCUGAUGGAACGGUCAGCGUGCCGCCUCCCGAGAAAACGUUUGUCCAGAAAUACUGGAUGUACGCUAUCCCGCUCGUGCUGCUCUUGAUUAUGCCCGAUGGCCACGACGACCGCGAUACCGGCGCUGAGGCGCAUCCGAGCUCGGAACACCCAGGCUCCGGCAAGGGUGCUAAGAGGCUCAGUUAG